AUGACUGCCAAAGAUCCAGAGUUUCAGGCUCAAUGUCUCGAGCUUAUCCGUGGGAUUAAAGCCACGCACGAGAAGCAGAAUGAUCUCCUUGAGAAAUUGGUGACGCUCAUGGCUGCUCCUACAGUUGAGCUGAAGCCAGCACAUCAACACGAUGGGAAUAGCCAUGAAGAGAUUGAUCAAGUUCCAGUGCAAGGCUGUGAAGUCAACGUCGAUGAAGAAGAGCCAUCAGAUGAUCUCGGCUUUGCAGCGCAACAAGAUAUCAGCUUGGACAGCAUCCUUCGUUUUGCAUCUCAUUCAUACAAGAAACGACUUCGGCUCUUCGCAAUUGAACAAGAUGGCCCACAGCCAUUCCUCCUCAGUUCUCAACUACCUCCCUCACAAUCUUCUUACACGCUACCUCAGCAGUUAGAGUACAUUCCGCGGCCUCCAGAAGGUGGAGAUGUCAUUGUCAAUGCCACUCAGUCUUGGAAUUACUGGUAUCCGAGUGAUUAUGAUACACAGCCUCCCGGAAGCAAAGUUAUCAGCCCCAUCCCAGACUUCAUGCCGCCAUGGCAACUUACUCGCGGAGAAAAUGAAAAGUGGUAUCACAUCGACGACAUAGACUUCGAGUUUCCCUUGACCGCACCAGAUACAUUAUCACCAGUGGUCGGAACAUACUGCGAAGUCCCUUACUCUUUCUUUCCUGGACUGCGUAAUCUGAACAUGGCUUACACGCGUCGUCAAGGAAUCACAUACGGUGGCUCGGGUGAUUACUUGAUCGAGACUGCACUUACCGAAGCACAUCGGUAUAAGAUUCGUCAGUCACUUGGGGACUUUUACGCUGUGCCUCAGGAUGGUCGACUUCCUCUAUCGUUUCAUACGAGCGAACUUCGCAUGCAAGUUCGUCAUCGACGGACUCGUAAUGAUAUCGACCGCAGUCUUAAUAAAUAUCUCGAGCCCACGCGUGAGCUACUCAGCAAGCUUCAUUGGUUCACCAUCAUUGACCUCACGGCUCCUGGGGGCUCUCAAAACGCGGUAUAUAGUCUGCGUGCCAAAUCAUCUCCUUUCCAACAUGAUUCUCCACCAUCUCGUGUUGAGGGGCCGCCUUGUUGGGAGAUGAUCCAACCAGCGCUUCAAAGAGAAGGCAAUGGGUUUGUGUCAUACCCAUCAGUCAUACAAGAUCAUCCAACUCAGCCGAUACAUCGCCAAGGUCGAUGGUGUCGUGUUAUUCAGCUUGACGGCCUUGCAAAUAUCACUGCCGGUCUUAUGGAGGAGAAAUGCACCCGGUAUAACUCGAGCAUCGUCUGGAAGCUUCUCUUCCAAGAUAACCAGCUGAAUUCAAGUAAGGGUCGUGCUUUUCGUGCCACAAUGAAUCAACAUCUACUUUGCAGACCAUCUGCAAAGGACUUGCACGGGUCCGAAAACGUCCCGUGGAGGUCAUUUCACAUUUCUUGGUAUCAACUCUGUACACAGCCCACUGAUGCGGCUGUCAAGCAAUCUACUUGGAACUAUGGACGUCUUUACGGAGAAAAAGGGCCGUAUAUCAAACAGCAGGCUUUUACUUUGGGGUGCGCUUAUCAAGAUCUUCAUAGGUCUAAUGCUAAACGUGACUCUUUCUGGACAGUCUUGAUCAUGAAGCCGUCUGUCGCUGAUUUUGAUCCGUAUGAUGUCCACAAAGUCCCUCGUCGAACAUACACGCCUCAGAGCGAUGGUCGACGAUAUCGCUCAGAAGAUAUCAUGCUCGAUGCUAUUCGGACGAGUUUACAAAAAGCAGCAAAUGCAUGGAGUCGAAUGCAAGUAGCCCUUGAUGCAAUCGUCGAUCACGAUCCUCUAUUUCUCGACCCCGUUCAGCAUGACAAUCUUUUAUUCGACGACGAUACGUUCUCAAGAUCAAGGCAAUACUUUUGGAUCGUCAGUUGUCUUGAGUCUUUUCUGAUUCUUAUCGAUGAUGCUAUAGAGGAAUGGAGGAGGUUUCGUACAGACUGGCCUCAUAUGAUUAUGGAGAUAGACCCAGGUGAAGAGCCCAGAACGGAAGAAACACCAGAGGCGUUGACGCGAAGAGUUGUGGGUGAGAUUGAGGCGCAGGUUGAUCGAUUGAGGAUCAUAUCUGCUCGUUUUGAGGCAAGUCGCGAUAAGACUAAAGCUCUCAGAGAAGGUCUCUUCAGCGCCAGCGGAGUCAUCGAAAGUCGUGUCUCAACUCGUCUAGGCGAAAAUGUCAAGCUCCUCACAUACGUCAGCAUCUUUUACCUCCCACUAAGUUUCUGCGUUGCUCUCUGGAGUAUAAACGAAGGCUACCCUCGACCAAUGCUAGCGUUAACAUCAGUCCUUGUCGCAGCUGUGACGUUCAUCGUCGUGGCGAAUUUACGGAACAUGGCUUCUGUAUGUGCUGUCGCAUAUCGUGGUGUUAAAAGACGGAUUGUGAGACGAAUGCAUGGGAGUGAUGAUGAGAAAUGGGUAAAGAGAGCAACGGCGUUUGAGAGUUAUAGACCUGAACGGUUGGAAGUUGAACCGUCGGAGUGGUAUAUCUUGUACUUCUUCGUAUACUCCAUGUUCAGCCAGGCAGCUUCUUGGAUGAAGGAUCAAGGCCGGAAGGUGAGGAGUUUGUUUCGUUCGUCGGAGAGCGAAACGAGUCCUGUCAAGCAGAGUACAGUGGUGAGAAGUGAGUCAUGGGCAACUCCAAGCUCGUGGUGA
Fusarium redolens is the source of this 2670-nucleotide messenger RNA. RefSeq lists its product as uncharacterized. NCBI's taxonomy places the organism in Eukaryota, Fungi, Ascomycota, Sordariomycetes, Hypocreales, Nectriaceae. The record is from RefSeq and is a predicted model, not a curated record. The transcript is spliced from 3 exons. Gene Ontology annotation, molecular function: metal ion transmembrane transporter activity. Gene Ontology annotation, cellular component: membrane. The coding region runs from base 1 to 2670 and encodes 889 amino acids. Gene Ontology annotation, biological process: metal ion transport; transmembrane transport.